UUUGUUCUUACCUUUUGGCCUGCAGCUUAUAUUUUUCCCCAGGCCCCAAUGAGACAGAAUUAGCAGCCGGCUUUAUUGUUCCCUAAUGUUCCUGAAAAUAUGUGCUUGUGGUUAUACAGGUGAGGAAAUAAAACCAAACCUUAAUGUCAAGAAAAUUAAUCAUCGUCUUUCUCUUGGCAGCAACAUUUUUAUUAAAAAUAGUUUUUGCUUUGAGUUUUGUCCAGGAAGAACUAAUGUGUCUGACACACCGGUGAACUGAAAGAUUUCUUUGUAAACCGACCUGUGGAAAAUACAUCAUUGCCCCAGUGGCAGGUCUACUGGUUUUAACUUGAUUGCUGCAGUAAUUGCUCUAAGUAGAAGUUGUUCUACCUGGAACCUUGUUUAUAGAAUUGGAUUGUGUUGGGUUUGAACUGGGCCUCCUAUCGUGGGAUUGAGUGGCUUCAACUGAAAUGCACCAACCUGAAGAUCUGCUUUCGUAAGUUAAUGUCUCCCCAGUUACUUCAAUGGAGCUGUUCUGCUUUACAUCAGUGGAGGAUCUGGGUCACGGUGUCUAAGACCCUGGGAAAAUAUCCCUUCCUUAUAUUGCAGUUUUGUGGCAUUCCAAGCUCUAUUGCUGAAAUUCAGCUUCGUGAAAUGUCAACUCCAUAUUGCGUGUCUGAUUUUAAAAAUUGCUGGGGACGGAUGCAGGACAGUUACACAAGAGCUGAUGUCCGUGAUGUCUUUCCCUGGAUAUAAGAACCCAGGAGCACUUAGUGAAAUGAAAAGAAACCCACCAUCUCCCCAAGGAGGGUAAUGGAGCCCCAUUCUCUGUUUUAGAAGAGCAAGCUACAAGUGCUCACGUUCUCCACUUUUCCAAUGUGCAAGGCAAAGGAAUCUAUAAUCACAGAUUCUAGAAGUGUGAGGUCAUGUUCCACCAAUUAACCCUCCUCCACUUGGAGUGGAGCACAAGUCAGCCAUCUUCUGAUUUCAAGGCUUAGCUGAACGGAGAUGCAUGAAUAAUCUUUAUAUCCAUGAAUCUUGAUUAAAAUAUUGUCCUUGCUUCUGAUGCACAAAAUGUCACUCAGCCCCUACUCCCAUCCUCUCUUCUGAGAUCACAGAAUCAGCACAUAAUACAAAGGAGUCCCAGCAAAUGUCUAUUCAUUGCAAUGCAAACCUUAAUAGGAGCACAUAUCUACAAUGGGAUCCAUUCAGUUUGAGCUGCAAGACUUUAAUGGAAUUUGUCACUAUGGUCUCAUCCAUGCUCCAGUGUGAGGACUUUAUAACUUCCUUAUAUUCUUCAAACACCUUUGCUUAUUGCCAGGCAGAGGGGGCGUCUGGCACUUUCAUAUACUCCUCCACAGCAGCUGGCAUCAGGCUAGUGCCGGUGAGUAAGCAGCUGCAAGGAUGAUGUGUGUUUGCGUGUGUGUGUGAGACACUGAACCAGGAUCUUUCUGAAGAAGCUUUGAGAUGAAAUUGCUGAGAAUUUUUGCCUGAAGCGAGGGAUGUUUCCCUAAUCUAAGACAAGCAGCAGCCUGCAAUCAGAGAGAAGCAGUGGCUAAAGUCAGUCCAGAAGAGAGACUUUUCACAGAUCUUCUCAAGGAUAUUAAAUGACUUAAUCUACUGGAGGACCGAACAGUGAAGUAGUCUGAGAAGAAGAAGAGAAGCACAUAGCUGGCAUCAUGUUCCGCAAAAAGAAGAAGAAACGACCGGAGAUCUCUGCUCCGCAGAACUUCCAGCAUCGGGUCCACACCUCAUUCGAUCCAAAAGAGGGUAAAUUCAUUGGCCUGCCCCCUCAAUGGCAGAACAUUCUCGACACCCUGAAACGCCCAAAGCCAGUCGUAGACCCUUCAAGAAUCACCAGGAUGCAGCUUCAACCUAUGAAGACUGUCGUGAGGGGCAGCAGCAUCGAAGUGGAGGGAUAUAUCUCUGGGAUACUGAAUGAUAUUCAGAAGCUUUCUGUCAUCAGUUCCAACACUCUAAGGGGAAAGAGCCCGACCAGCAGGAGGAGAGCCCAGUCACUUGGACUUUUGGGAGAAGACAGGCUCCCAGACAUGUAUCUUCAGAGCCCCGAGGUCGACUGGGAAGACAAAUAUGGAAACUAUCUCAACUGCAAUGGUGGAAGCAAAGCCGCCCGAAGGCAGACUAUGUGGCCAGAUUAUAAACCCAGGACAAAUGGGCAAUCUCAUCCCAAUGGCAUGGUAAUGAAAGCAAAGUCCCUUGGGCCUUCAGAAUUCCAAGGUGAGGGUGGGCGCUGCAUCCAGCUCACUUCAGUUUUGCAGCACCAACAGCGCACCUAUGUUCUGGCUGGGAAGAGUGACAAGGCAGAAAGAAGCAGCUCAGAAUGCUGGCCCCAGCCUUGCCUGGUGGCACAAGUGAAUCCCAGGCCUUCUGGGGCGGGAAGCCCUUGCCCCAAAUCGAGGGAAAACAGCUUGAAACGGAGGCUGUUACGAAGUGUGUUGCCCUCAUCUGGCGACUCAAAUAAGUCAGGUCCCACCCUGCAGAUAAAGUCUAAUGCUUUCUGCAGGCCCCAGCAGUGGGGUUCUCCUCGCAGUCCUGCAAACAAAGCCCAGUCUCUUCCGCCUGACCAGCCAGCACCAGAUUUAACCAGGAUAAUUUCAGAAGCUGGUACCCCCCAGAAGAGCCCAACAACUGAGAAGGCAACUACAUUGCCACAGGGCAGGCCAUCACCAGCAGGAUCCCCCCGAAACAGACACACUCAGACCAGUUCCAGCAACCUUCACCUGUCCCAAGACUCUUCUGCUAAAGGACAGUUGGCCAGUGAGGACCCUGUGGUCGUGACUCAUGAGCAGUUCAAGGCCGCCCUCAGAAUGGUGGUGGACCAGGGUGAUCCCCGGACAUUGCUGGAGAACUAUGUGAAGAUUGGUGAAGGGUCCACAGGUAUUGUCUGCAUCGCUCGUGAGAAGCACUCUGGGCGACAGGUGGCAGUAAAGAUGAUGGAUCUGAGAAAGCAGCAGCGACGGGAACUUCUUUUUAAUGAGGUGGUGAUAAUGAGAGACUAUCAGCACAUCAAUGUGGUGGAGAUGUAUAAAAGCUACCUGGUGGGAGAGGAACUCUGGGUGCUCAUGGAAUUUUUGCAGGGAGGAGCCCUCACAGACAUUGUGUCUCAAAUCAGGCUAAACGAGGAACAAAUUGCAACAGUGUGUGAGUCGGUGCUGCAAGCCCUUGGAUACUUGCAUUCCCAGGGUGUGAUUCACAGAGACAUUAAGAGCGACUCCAUUCUCCUGACCCUUGAUGGAAGGGUGAAACUCUCAGAUUUUGGCUUCUGUGCUCAGAUCAGUAAAGAUGUACCAAAAAGGAAGUCCUUGGUAGGAACUCCAUACUGGAUGGCUCCGGAGGUUAUUUCAAGGGCUCCAUACACUACUGAGGUGGAUAUCUGGUCUCUAGGGAUCAUGGUGAUAGAGAUGGUGGAUGGAGAACCCCCCUAUUUCAGUGACUCCCCAGUCCAAGCAAUGAAGAGACUCCGUGACAGUUCUCCUCCCAAACUGAAAAAUUCUCACAAGACUUCUCCAGUUCUGAGAGACUUCUUGGAACGGAUGUUGACACGAGAUCCCCUAGAAAGAGCAACAGCACAAGAGCUUCUGGAUCACCCCUUCUUGCUCCAGACUGGACUUCCAGAGUGCCUGGUCCCCCUUAUUCAGCAGUACAGGAAGCGCACCUCCACCUGCUGACUCUGAGCAUGGGGAAAAGCCAGUAUCCCAGCACUGGAAAUGCAAGUUCUCUGCUGGAAACACUGGUUGUACUUGACCAAGACUCAAGCAGUGUCACUCUGCGAACAGUGCUUAGAACUUGUCAGUAUUUUUUUUUUUUUUUGAAAGGAUGAAUGUGAAAAUUCCCCCAAGACCUUUAGCUGCUUCCCUUUUGCUGAAGACAAUCAAGUCAGACCCAAUAUCUUUCAAGAACAAAACAGAGGCAUGACAUGGCUUCUAGAAUCUCAUAUUUCUCUUACAAGAAUGGCAUUUUAAAGAUGUUUGAAUUUGUAUAUUGAAGUGUCUGCAAACUCUGGAAAAUUUUAACUACUGGCUAUCAAAUUGGAACUGUAUUCUCCAAACAAAAAUGUGAUCUUUGUUUUUUAAUGUUAGUUGUACACUGAGUCCUGAGCUGACCCAAAAGAGAUGCAUUUUGGGGCACCAACGUUCUAAAAAAUCCUAUCUUAAACAAUGCACAAGGAUUUCAACACUUUUUUGAGACUUUUCUCUUAUUAUUUUAUCUCAUUCCACAAGUGUGAACAUCGUUGGGCCUGGAAAAAAGCUACCUGGAGGGCAGAUGUAAUAUAUGUUUGGUUGCUUUCCAGCUUCCUCUUUUGCAUCAAACUGCUUCAUUUCUAUGGAGAAUAUAUGUGGUUUAACAAGACAAAAAGGUGGUCUGUCUUGUCUCGACCGCAUGAUCCUAGAUAUAUGGAGGGAUGAGGAUCCUUGGCACAGGCCUUCUCUAAGUGUCUCUCUCUCUCUGCUCUAUAGAGAAAGUACUGCCUGCCACCAGAAUCGUAUGGCUGAAGCUUCAUAACAUGUAACACCACUGCCUUUUCCAGCACUGACUCGAAUGGGAGGCAAAAUGGUGUUCUCAGCAGGAAGGGUUUAAGAAAGCUUGUCCCAGGGUCUAGGUCCCCCUGGGUACAUUGGAUUUAUAUCAAGAAAUGCUGCCUUGAAACAGCUGUUAGGUAGGACUUUGUACCAUUGUGAAUUCUGUAACAGGCUCAAUAAAAAAUUGAAGAUGUCCUGUCUA
Molecule: messenger RNA, 4722 nt
Organism: Chelonia mydas (Green sea turtle)
Lineage: Eukaryota; Metazoa; Chordata; Testudines; Cheloniidae
Gene: PAK6
Product: p21 (RAC1) activated kinase 6
Exons: 10
Coding region: 1659-3668 (669 amino acids)
Biological process (GO): intracellular signal transduction; protein phosphorylation; regulation of MAPK cascade
Cellular component (GO): cytoplasm
Molecular function (GO): ATP binding; protein serine/threonine kinase activity
Source: RefSeq, a predicted model, not a curated record